This is a messenger RNA of Sander lucioperca (pikeperch), 1532 nucleotides long. It is a transcript of the gene mpc2b, whose product is annotated as mitochondrial pyruvate carrier 2b. Gene Ontology annotation, cellular component: mitochondrial inner membrane. Gene Ontology annotation, molecular function: pyruvate transmembrane transporter activity. The record is from RefSeq and is a predicted model, not a curated record. Gene Ontology annotation, biological process: pyruvate import into mitochondria. The coding region runs from base 303 to 683 and encodes 126 amino acids. The transcript has 5 exons. Lineage: Eukaryota; Metazoa; Chordata; Actinopteri; Perciformes; Percidae.
UUGCAUCGUACAGAAAGUCACCUCGGCUCGUCGUGUCGGUCAAACAGAAGUUAACGUUACCGAGAAGCUAGCAGUGUCGAUAGCAUGGUCACAGUGGUGCCGAGGGAAGGUCGACAGUAGGACAGCAGCAUCACCUCAGAUCGUUUGACCUACCUGCUAUUUAUGUAUUUGACAACAUCGUGCAAGUAGACGAAGGCAAACGUUUUCUGUGGCCUUAAAGACUAACGUUAGCUAACCAUUUAGCGAGCUAGCUUCAAGUCCCGCUCAGUGUUUUUAUUUCCAUCCGAACAACAUCUACAAUCAUGGCUGCGCUGAGAGUGUCCUAUCACAGGAUUUUGGACAAGAUCGAGCAUAUGCUGCCUGCCAAACUGAGACCCAUUUACAACCACCCGGCAGGUCCAAAAACAGUUUUCUUCUGGGCCCCGAUGUUUAAAUGGGGUCUGGUAGCAGCCGGUUUGGCUGAUAUGACUCGGCCAGCCGAAAAACUCAGUACCUCCCAGUCUGCAGUGCUGACAGCCACAGGCCUGAUCUGGUCCAGAUACUCAUUGGUCAUAAUCCCGAAGAACUGGAACCUGUUUUGUGUCAACUUCUUUCUCGGCUGCGCAGGAAGCUCCCAGCUCUACAGGAUUUGGAGAUACAACCAGGAUUUGAAGGCACAGGCUAAAGAGGCUGCAGAGUCCUGAGUGCUUUUCUGUUGCCAACGCUUCCUUCAGUGGACUUAAAGGGAGACAUCAACCUGCCCCUUCCCAUCAUCUCUACAUCGUCUCCAUAACACCCAUGCCAUAACCAUAAUUCUACCACAUUAAGCCUGUUGGAAAUGUGCACUUUUUCUUGAGUUUCAAAUUUCCUCAGGGUGUAAAAAACAAGAGACAGAGCAUUUUUUAACUGUUUUAACACGCACACUUAAGAAUUGUGGUCAUCAACGCACAAGUACAAAAACUUGUAUGAUUGUACAUUCUUUAAUCUAAGUUCAUGCUUUGUCUUGUGCACUAGUUGGGAAGUUUUUGUUUUUUUUCCAUCAUUAUUUUUCAGGUGUAGCAAUCAGUACCUCAUGCAUUAAUUUCCCAAAAAAAGGUUACUCUUGGAUAUGUGUUGAACGUGGUUUAAAGGAAUGUUUUCCCAAAUGAAAUUAAGAGGGAUUUCGUCACAUUAAUUACUUAUUUAUCAAUAGGUUACAGUUAUGGCAUCUGUACCUCAGUGGAUAUUAAAUCAUUAUUGAUUACCAUGUAAUGAUUCCUUCCAUUUUAAUGGCUUUAAUCUGUGUGAGAGCAAAUCUUAAUUUAUUAAUGACUUGAUUAAAACAUGACCUUGUAGUGAAAACUGUAUAGGAAGAUGCUAUGUUAUUUUCUGAUUCUUUAUCAGAAAAACUUACACCAAUGCCACAUAUUUACCUGUGCAGCUUUUUGAUUAAGUCAACUAGCGAACACUGACACUAACGGCUCUUUGUUAUCAAAAUCUGCUGUUGAAUGCCUUUUUGUUCCUAGAAAGGUGUUUUAUAUUUUUCUGUGUAAGAAUAGUACUUUUCAUUGACA